AUGAACUCCGACUGUGCUUCGAGAACAUAUCGCCAAUCUGACGAGGGCCCAAUUCUCGCAUGGGAUCCGUACUUCGGAAUGAACAUAGACUCUGGAGCAGCGACGUGUUUUCCAGAGGCGGUGACAUCUUGGUGGUUCCAGACUGCGAGCCAGGCGACAUCCAUUGCCUUGGGUCCGACGUUCGAGUGCCCCCAACUGUACACCGCUGCACAAACACUACUGGAAGCUGGAGGGGUACAGCACGUUUUCUGCUGUCCGUCGUACGUACGCAAUUGGAGAUUCUUUUGGGGUGCAUGCGGCUGA
This is a messenger RNA of Colletotrichum gloeosporioides, 303 nucleotides long. RefSeq lists its product as uncharacterized. Bases 1 to 303 code for a protein of 100 amino acids. The record is from RefSeq and is a predicted model, not a curated record. The transcript has a single exon. Lineage: Eukaryota; Fungi; Ascomycota; Sordariomycetes; Glomerellales; Glomerellaceae.